UGUAAAUGAAUAAAAACAACCGCGUUAUAAACUUCACGGCACAUGUUCCAUUGGGAAAAAAAAACUAGUGUAAUUGGUGAAGGUAAAAAUGGGUGUUGCAAACUCUACAGUAGGUGCUACAACAGUGAAUACGCCCGUGCAUCCUGAAAUUCCUGAUCACAAUAAAGUAAAGGAAUAUUUGGCAAAAUCAGAUUCUCCACCUUCCGAAUGUCCGUAUAAACACAAUCAGGAAAAUAAAAAUAAGCCAAAGGAUGGUUGCCCUAUGCAAAGAGAUGAUGAUGUAAAUCCAUAUAAUAUGAUGCCACCAAUGAAUCAAAAUCCAGCACCUGAUCAACCAUUUCCUUUACCUAAAGAUCGUCAGGUAUCAUCUAUACCAAAAGCAGGAACUGAAGAUGAAAAAUGGGUCUAUCCUUCUGCUCAAAUGUUUUGGAACGCCAUGUUACGUAAAGGUUGGAGAUGGAAAGAAUCGGAUAUAGAUCCUAAUGAUAUGGAGCAUAUAAUAAGGAUUCAUAAUGUGAACAAUGAAGUUGCAUGGCAGGAAGUUUUAAAAUGGGAGGCACUACAUGCUGAUGAAUGUGGCAAUCCAAAGUUAUUGAAAUUCGGUGGUAAAGCUACACAAUAUUCACCCAGGGCUAGAAUACGCAACUUACUUGGCUAUGAGCUUCCAUUUGAUCGUCAUGAUUGGAUUGUGGACAGAUGUGGGAAACAAGUCCGUUACAUCAUAGAUUAUUAUGAUGGUGGGCAAGUAAAUGUAGAAAGUGGUAAAUUUGCAAUUCUUGAUGUACGACCAGCUCUGGAUUCCUUUGAAGCUGUUUGGGAUCGAACUAAAGUGAUGUUUUGGAGGUGGACAUCCAAAGAGUCCGAAUCUUGAUGUGGACAAGGUUUCUUUGCUAAGAAAUUAUUUAUUUUUAUUGUUAUGUAGUUGUAGAAAACUGAGUAAAUGUUGAGCAUUUUUCAUAUAGUUUUUUCUUUUUCAUUUUAUCUUCAGACUAUCCUUAAUUUUUCUAGUAUUUUAGCUUGAACAGUUUAAUGUGUAAACUGUUUUACUGUUAAAUUCAGUUUAAUCAUUAAUUACUUAUUUUCCUUCAAGAAUUAGCAUAUUUUUAGAUACUCUUGAUUGUAGCAAAUCUACAAUGUGUAUAUACUGUAUAUUGACUAUUUGGUGUACCUGAUAAUGUAUAAUAAAGUCAAAGUGCUGGGUGGAAA
This is a messenger RNA of Argiope bruennichi, 1206 nucleotides long. RefSeq names its product holocytochrome c-type synthase-like (gene Cchl). Gene Ontology annotation, cellular component: mitochondrion. The record is from RefSeq and is a predicted model, not a curated record. Gene Ontology annotation, biological process: cytochrome c-heme linkage. Lineage: Eukaryota; Metazoa; Arthropoda; Arachnida; Araneae; Araneidae. Gene Ontology annotation, molecular function: holocytochrome-c synthase activity. Bases 89 to 871 code for a protein of 260 amino acids. The transcript is spliced from 5 exons.